AUGCUUCUCAUACCAAUCGCCUUGCACCUUCAAUGGACGUAUAUUAUCUCGCUAUUUAUUGAUGAUCCACCUCCAAGUCCUUUCGCCCCCAUGCUUUUUAUAUCCCAUCCUACUCCGUCCCCGACCGAUGACCCCAACGAUCCACACUAUCGGAAAGGAUAUCUCGACAUCGUCUUCGUCGCCUACUAUGUCAUCUUCUUUUCCUUUCUUCGACAGAGCGUUAUUUUGUAUCUCUGUCGUCCUUUCGCCCAACAUUUCGGUAUCCACAAGGAAGCAAAGCUCGCUCGGUUCGGCGAACAAGGAUAUGCUGUCUUCUGUGCCAUCAUUGCUAGUUUGUGGGGUAUGCAUGUCAUGUCGCAGCUGCCAACUUGGUGGUACCGUACGGAUGCUUUCUGGACUGAUUACCCCCAUUGGCAGAUGAAGGCUGACCUGAAACGCUAUUACCUCGUGCAGGCUGCGUUCUGGUGUCAACAAUUCGUCGUGCUCGUUUUGGGUCUUGAGAAACCGAGGAAGGACUAUUAUGAGUUUGUCGUUCAUCAUUUCGUUACACUCUGGCUUAUUGGUUGGAGCUACAUUUUCAAUCUCACCUACAUCGGUAACGCCGUCUACUUAUCCAUGGACAUCCCAGAAAUCGGCCUCGCCUUCUGCUCGAUCCUCAACUAUCUCCAACUCGAGCGCACCAAAGUCUCGUGCUUCGUGGUCUUCAUCGGUAUCUGGGCCUACUUCCGCCACUAUUUGAACAUCGCCAUACUUUGGUCUAUCUACUCCGAGUUCAAUCUCAUUCCGGAGGCGAGCAAGCGUUGGGCACCCGAAGACGGGGUGUGGAUGGUCUGGUGGAUGAAGUGGCAGAUAUUCACGCCUCUAUUUCUUCUGCACUCUCUCAACAUCUUUUGGUUCUACCUCAUCCUUCGGGUUCUCUAUCGUGCUCUCACCAAGGUCAAAAUCACCGACAUCCGAUCAGACGAUGAAGAUGAAGGUGACAACAAUGGCGACGAGAACGAGAAAGAGGAUUAG
This is a messenger RNA of Stereum hirsutum FP-91666 SS1, 1014 nucleotides long. RefSeq names its product longevity assurance proteins LAG1/LAC1. The transcript is spliced from 5 exons. Gene Ontology annotation, cellular component: membrane. NCBI's taxonomy places the organism in Eukaryota, Fungi, Basidiomycota, Agaricomycetes, Russulales, Stereaceae. Gene Ontology annotation, biological process: ceramide biosynthetic process. Bases 1 to 1014 code for a protein of 337 amino acids. The record is from RefSeq and is a predicted model, not a curated record. Gene Ontology annotation, molecular function: sphingosine N-acyltransferase activity.